Messenger RNA from Amphimedon queenslandica, 3138 nucleotides. RefSeq lists its product as uncharacterized. Bases 1 to 3072 code for a protein of 1023 amino acids. Gene Ontology annotation, biological process: signal transduction. The transcript is spliced from 7 exons. Gene Ontology annotation, molecular function: protein binding. Lineage: Eukaryota; Metazoa; Porifera; Demospongiae; Haplosclerida; Niphatidae. The record is from RefSeq and is a predicted model, not a curated record.
AUGAAAAUUUCAAGGGGUGGUGCUUUGCUUUCUUUUUCUGAUAUGGCAGAAGGCCACCUCCCCACUUUUCGUCUUGUAAAAGACUGUGAAGUGUCCUUAGAAAACCGAGGGUCUUUAUUUGCGGUGAAGAAGAAGGAGUCAGAUGCUGUAGUUUGUACUCAUGAACCGCUGGUUGAAGGAAAGGUUGUUCUUAUUAAAAUAGAACAAAAAUUAGUUCCAUACGUUGACCGUUUAGCUAGCACAUUUAUGAAAAUUGGCCUCUCUGACUGUGAGCCACAACCUACUACUAAUAUAGAUGAGCUACCAUUUGUCAGAGAUUGCUCUUAUUACAAGGAUCCUACGAAACGUACAAAUUUCAAAAACCUUUCGCAAAGCCAAACGCUUGGUUUCAUGCUCCUUCUAAACAUGGUGUACAUUUUUAUUGAUGGUUUGCUAAGAGAGAUAGUUCCUGCACCACUUGUUAAACCUUUUUGGGGCGUAGUAUCUUUUGAUGGGUGCUUUAACACAGUUCUCCUGUCACUGAAAGACUAUAAACCACUCGAUUAUUUCUGCUUAAAAACUAUCUCCUUAAAGCCAAGCAAUGUUAAACUAGAAAUUGGAACUCCAGUAUCAUUGUAUACAUGUAGUAAGGAGGUAGUUGCUAAUGGUUAUGUUUGGGUUGAUGUUCCUAGCGGAGGUGGUCUAGUUGAAUUUAACCUACUCAAAAAGUCAAAGAGAGGCAUAAAUCAUGAUAAAUUUAAGGAAGCCAUGGCCUCUGGAGUCAUGAACUGUACAAUCAUUAAUGUUGUUUGUGUUGGUCCACCAGGUGUGGGUAAAACAUGUCUCAAGCACCUCCUUUUAGAGAAGCCCCUCCCAGUAAAGCGUAACAGUACACCCAUUGUGAGUCCUGUCGAAAGAAUAAGUGUCAUGAAGCAAAAAGGACUUUUGUCUAGUUUUGACAAAGACGAAAUGACAAAACUAGUUGCUCGCAAAGCAAAAGAACUAAUAAAUUCACCAACAAGUUCUGUACAAAGCAGCUGCUCUGCUGUUGUCAACCCUCCGAUACCAAGAAAAACGUCCCGCCCGAUUCGAAGCUCUUCCUCACCUGCCAUGCUCUCUAAGUCCCUUUCUUUGGAUGAGAAACCUGCUGACCCAGUGACCAGCUCUGUUCCCAUUACUACUACGUCUUCUAAGUCAGAAAAGCAAGUGAUUAAUGUCAUGUCACUGGAUUCUGCUUCUAAUGAGGAUCAGAGCAAGGAUUUUUUAUACUUUCUCGACAGUGGGGGUCAGCCACAAUUUCUAGAUCUCUUGCCUAUUUUCAUACGGUCUUGCAUGGUCGUUAUUUUUGUGUUUGAUGUCACCAAAGACUUGGACGAGCAGCUUAGCUUCAGUUAUUUUGAGGAAGGAGAAGACAAGAGUCAUGAGUUAUAUACAACGAUGCCGCAGUCCUGCUGUGAGAUGUUAGAGAACACGGCGCGAGUUGUCUCAUCUUUAUCAACGAGUGUACCAGAAAAGGAUUCAAGCAGCUUACCUGUCCUUCUGGUAGUUGGCACACACAUCGACAAAUUGAAGGACAAAAAGAAAGAGAUAAAGAAAAUCAAUCAGAAAUUAAAAGAGAAGCUAAGCAGUUUAAAUGAUCGCCGAAUUGACUAUAAUGAGAAAAAAGACGAGAUAUUGUUUCCCAUUGAUAUACUCAAAGACAAAGAUAAAAUGGGUGCUGAGAUUCGCAAGAGGCUUAUUAGGAUAAGCUCUCAAUUGCAGCGUGUCGACAUCCCGUUGGCUUGGUAUCAGUAUGAGCGUUUGCUCAAUAAAUACUCGUCAGAUAAUAAGACAUCAAUAAUUGUACUCAGUCAUUGUGUAGAGCUUGGCAAGCAAUUGGGCCUUGGUCCUGAAGAGGUUGAGGAUAUAUUGACAUUCUUUGAUUCUGUAAACACAGUCUUGUAUCACUCAAAUGAGAAGUUCAGUAUUGUCAUCACUGAUCCUCAGCUAGCCCUAGGAAUGCUCACCUCUCUUCUAAAAAUCACAUUCUCUAAAACUGACGAUCUAGUCUUGCCUCCAGAUUCUAUAAGGAAACUGACAGAGAGCGGUCUCUUUUCAGAGGAUGUCUUUAAAAUAUGCUUGAAGGAACAAUUGACUCAUUUUAUACCUGAAUUCGGACCUUCUGACCUCCUCCGGCUUUUAGUGGACUUGUUGGUGAUUGCAGAUACUACUCAUGGGUACUUCAUUCCUAGUGCUUUACCAAUCUGUAGCAACAACAUCGACGUGAGUACAUAUACUACCCAUUUUGAUUGUCUCCUCCUAUUGCCAGUGAAAGGUGUAGUGCUGCAAGGUGUCUUUACAGCUCUCAUAACUUAUCUGCUUCGAGAAGACUCAAAAUUUACUUUGCCCAAGCCAGAGGCUAUGGAUCGCCAGCAGUACAGGAAUGCCGUCAGUCUUGUUUAUAAAAGCGGUUGCAUUUUAAUCGUAGACAGGUUUCGGUGGUUAGAACUAUACUAUUCGGGAAGCAAUGAUGAAGAAGCCUUCAAUAUAAGAAGAACACUGACUAGCAACUCUUGUCUAUCAGCUCUAUCUGAUGUUCUUCCUUAUUCAGUCGAUGAUAUUCGUUUUGAGUGGGGCUUCAUGUGUGACUUACAUAAAGAUGAUGAACCAGUCUGCAGUGAGACUCAUCCGGCUAGAGUUGAUAUGGACACUAUUACUCAUUCUUCCUUUAGUCUCAGUUGUACUAAGCAUCCUGCUUUAUCAAAGACUUGUGGUAGUGUUAGGAGACUCCCUUGGCUAUUUAGUUUAGAUAAUUUCACAGAACCUGAUCUACGUGACUGUAUGGCUUUUGUUGGCCUUAAACUGGGAAAUGAUCAUUUUGAUCAGUUUGGCAUACAUUUGAAUAUAGCUUCAACUGAAAUUGCAAUAAUACAGGCAGAACAUAAAAGCAUAGGAGAACGCUAUGCACUAUUGUUUGAAAAGUGGAAAAUGAAAAGAUGUUCCCCUUACACAUGGAAGACUAUUAUCAAUGCACUGAAGGCCAUUGAAAGAAUGGAUAUACACGAUAGCUUGAUAACGUAUCUUAUGCGUCAUAAAAAGAUUAAUCUAGAAUAAACAACUAUUUUUAUAUUUAUAUUAAUUUAUUUAUUUAAUUUAUUUGUGAAUCUUUGUCCAAUGAGA